This is a messenger RNA of Etheostoma spectabile (orangethroat darter), 2141 nucleotides long. RefSeq names its product DnaJ (Hsp40) homolog, subfamily C, member 30b (gene dnajc30b). The transcript is spliced from 2 exons. The coding region runs from base 50 to 1204 and encodes 384 amino acids. The record is from RefSeq and is a predicted model, not a curated record. NCBI's taxonomy places the organism in Eukaryota, Metazoa, Chordata, Actinopteri, Perciformes, Percidae.
UGACGUAGGCGGAUGCUCCCGCCUGCUCGCCGGCUCCUGUCUCGCUAAAAUGGCAGAGGUCGGUCAGAGGCUGGGGAGCGGAGCUUACCGGCUGUCCGCUUUCAGAAACAACCAGAGUCGACCGGUAUGCACCGGAGAAAGUCCCGGAUCUCUGCUAGGUAACUGCUCCUUCAGUGACAAUCGGCUAAAAGACAAAUUAAGCCGGGAUCAUCAACGUGAAGUUCAGCCAGUGUCAAAAAGAAGAGCAACACAACGUAAAUCAGAGAAAGUUUCCAGAGUGAGAACAAGUGAAAGUCAACAGGAAAAUGGGACUUUGCUUUGUGCCCCAUCUUUGAAGCUGGAUUCAUCCCGUUUUUUUUCCCGAGAGAGCCUGCAAGCUCACACAACAGCCCUGUACCUCUCAGCAAGGCCGCAGCCUCUCCUCCAGGAGAAGCUGCGGCCUGGCAAAAUGACAUGCUGGACUAGAGGAGCUGUCUCCAUCCAUCCUGACACCUUCAGGUCCCGCCAUCAGCUGCGAGCACUCUGCACUGUCAUCUUCAUUCUGGCAGAGCAGAGGUCGGAGAAGCUGUGGCGUCUCCAGCUACAUCCUGACACCCUGCAAGCCUCUACUAGAAGUUACAGCUGGAGGAGGGAGAGCAGCUCAGAAGAUACUCGUCUGCUGUACAGAAGUAGGACGUCCUACUACGACAUCCUCAGAGUGUCCCCCAGUGCCACACAGUCCCAGAUCAAGACAGCCUACUACAAGCAGUCCUUCAUCCAUCACCCCGACAAGAACCAGGGCAACAAGGAGGCCGCCCAGCGCUUCUCUGAUAUCAGUGAGGCCUACUCAGUGCUGGGCAACAUCAGCCUGAGGAGGAGGUACGACAGCGGUAUCAUGAGUUUCUCGGACGUUCAAAGUGCAGGGAGACCGUCCUCCAAAGAGACUACGAGCAGAUUUAAAGGCUCCCCGCAGCAUCAUCAAUAUAGAGCUAGGCGAUUCUCCCAAGCUGGCGGGAAGACCAUGUUUGAUUUUGACGCCUUUUAUCAGGCUCACUACGGGGAGCAGCUGCAGAGGGAGCGGGAAAUGAGAGCCAGGAAGCAGCACAUGGAGGAGCAGCAGAAGGAGAAACUUCGCAAGUGGAGGCAUGGGAAAAUGUUGGAAAUGACUGUGGCGAUGCUGCUGACCAUGGCAGGCUUACUUUUUGUCAAUCUCAGCAGGCCCUGAAAUAGAAGCAGCAAGCCGGCGUGGCCCUGUGGGGGUGCAUGGCACGACUCUCAGGGGGCUGGAGAUGGAGGGUGGGGGGGGUGCUACCUCAGACUGUUUUACAAGUGUAACACACUUUCUGACAGUUGAAGAUGAUUACUUUUAGUGUGUUGCAGGAGUAAACCAAAGCCAGAUCACUAUGUAUCAUUUGUUAAUGGUCCAUAGAUACUGUAGGCUUGUUAUUUAUAACCGAGGUCCCCAUUAAAAGCUGAUUGUAUCAAGAUCACAACUGAACAUAUUGAUUUUCUUUAUAGCUAGGAUCUAAUACGCAUAAACAAACAUUAGACAUAGACACACACUUGCAUAGAAAGGCACGUCAGGAAAAAUCUGGAAAUCUACUAACAACAUAGCAUGAGCAUGUAGCUCAUUAAAGAAUCUCAAAAGCACCCAUGUAUGGGUGAUAAUAAGAUAAAUUUCAAACUUUAUGGCUUUCUUACAUUUGAGUCAUUAAAAAAGUUGAUUUCAGAGUUACAUUAUUACAAUCAUGUAAAAUGUUCAUGAUCCUCAUCCCAAGAAGUGUCAUUGCAGGUAUGGUCUUCACAACAAUCGUUCAAAAAGCUGUGAAGUUUCUGUGUACACAUGUAUUUAUCUACUUCUUAUUAGAAGUGACAAGUCGAAAGCCAAACAACUUUUUUGGCAGCUCAAAUUCAAUUGUGCUCAUUCAAAUACUGCCCAAGGGUGGACAAAUGAAAUGUGACAUGCUAAACACUGGAUCUGUAAUGUAAAGAAUUGUGUGCAUUUUAAGAUUGUUAGAAAAAUGAAAACACAUUCAUUUGUACACCUUCUCCGGGUGUUUUUCCAGUGUGUAUGUGUGUUAUCUACUGUAUAUAGACGAUGCCACAUGUGUUAAAUAGUUUAUUUUGUGUAAGGGAAACUCAAAUAAGCAACUUUGAUAAAA